AUGAUGCUGGUAAGCUCUAUUUAGCAACCUCAGAUUUUGCUUCUUCGUGAAGGCACUGAUACCUCUCAAGGCCGUGGACAGAUUUUGUCAAAUAUUGGAGCUUGUACAGCCAUCGUGGAGUGCGUCAAGUCAACCUUAGGGCCAAGAGGGAUGGAUAAGCUUAUUCAUGUAGGUGAUAAAGCGACGAUUACAAAUGAUGGGGCGACUAUCAUUAAUCUGCUUGAUAUUGUGCAUCCAGCUGCGAAGUCACUGGCUGAUAUUGCGACUGCACAGGAUAAUGAGAUUGGGGAUGGGACUACUUCUGUGGUCGUGCUAGCUGGAGAGUUUCUGAAAGAAGCUAGAGAGCUGCUGGAAGAUGGGAUGCACCCUAGAGUGGUUAUUAGAGGGUUUAGAGAAGCUUGCCAGAAAGCGGUGGGGAAGAUCAGAGAUAUUGAGCACAAGGUAAAUGCUGCAGAUACCAAAGAAUUCAGAGAAUUAUUGAUAAACUGUGCCAAAACUGCUUUGAACUCCAAACUUGUCAGCUCUUACAAAGAAUUCUUCGCUGAAAUGGUUGUUGACGCCAUAUUAAAGCUUGAUGCCGAUUUAGACAAAUCAAUGAUUGGAAUUAAGCACGUCAAAGGUGGAAGUGUGACCAAUUCCUUUUUGGUUGACGGUGUAGCAUUCAAAAAGACUUUCUCCUAUGCAGGAUUUGAGCAGCAGCCAAAAAAGUUCGAAAACCCUAAAAUAAUUAUGCUGAAUUUAGAGCUGGAACUAAAAAGCGAAAAGGAAAACGCUGAAAUCAGGAUUGAAAACCCUGAACAAUAUCAGAGCAUUGUUGACGCAGAAUGGGAAAUUAUUUAUCAAAAGCUAGAUAAAAUUGUCCAAUCCGGCGCACAAGUUGUAUUAUCAAAAUUACCAAUUGGAGAUUUAGCUACACAAUAUUUCGCUGACAGACAACUGUUCUGUGCUGGAAGAGUACCUAUAGAAGAUCUACAAAGAAUUGCAAAGGCUUCUGGAGGACAAAUUUUGACAACUGUUUCAAAUGUUCCGGCUGAAGCUUUGGGGUCAUGUGCAAUUUUUGAAGAAGUCCAGCUGGGAGGGGAAAGAUACAACAUUUUCAGAGGUUGCCCAAGCUCACAUUCGGCUACCAUUGUAUUAAGAGGAGGCUCUGAACAGUAUAUAGAAGAAGCUGAAAGAUCCUUAAAUGACUCAAUAAUGAUCGUCAAAAGAGCCCUUAAAAAUUCCAACGUUGUAGCUGGAGGUGGAGCUAUUGAAAUGGAGUUAUCCAGAUUUUUAAGAGAUUACAGCAGAUCUAUCAGUGGAAAGCAACAGCUAGUCAUUAAUUUGUUUGCAAAAGCUUUAGAAGUGAUCCCAAGGACACUUGCAGAAAAUGCUGGAUUUGACGCAAUUGAAAUUUUAAAUAAACUCAGACAAAAGCAUUCUGUAGGUGGAGUUGAAGGAAGAUGGUUUGGGGUUGACAUCAAGAAUGGAGGAAUUUGCAACACCUUUGAUAAUUUUAUAUGGGAGCCGUCACUUGUGAAAAUCAAUGCUAUCUCAGCAGCUACUGAAGCAGCUUGUUUAGUUUUAAGCGUUGAUGAAACUGUUAAAGCACCUAAAAAUGAACAAGAGGUAACAGCAGCAGAAAAAGCUUUAGCAGCAAGAGGAAGAGGCAGAGGCAGAAGAUUCUAA
Messenger RNA from Blepharisma stoltei, 1668 nucleotides. NCBI's taxonomy places the organism in Eukaryota, Ciliophora, Heterotrichea, Heterotrichida, Blepharismidae. The record is from the annotation of a GenBank genome assembly.